AAGUGAAAGAAAUUCCAUUACACCUUUGUCACACUGCUUUAGAAUUUAAUGAACAACACGUGAUGAAGCGUUUAGCAAACUGGAAAUUCAGUGAAACAAACAGAGCCCUUCUUUCGGAGUUUCUCAUCUUCAGACUGACUGCCUUAAAUGAGCACAGCAAGUUUCCUGUUUGAGGCUAAAUAGCACAAAGAGUAGCAGAGCAAUUUAGGUUGUGGUCAAAAGAUGGACUUGAGAACAGAGACAGACUGGGCCAUCACAAACACAGUGAAGCAGCAUCCAUCUGGCCAGGUACGUUUCUCGUAAGAUAUAAAGACUGAACUUCCUUUCUGAAGAUCUAAAGAUGUAUUACUAAUGUAAAGCUAAGUUUUUGUGCUUUGUUCAACCUGGAAGUACUUGAGGAUUCUACUGUAGAAAAAUCAACUGCAGCGCUAUACAUUCCUCAGUAACUUUUUCUUGGGGUUUUUGUGUCAGUGUAUCAUGACCUGUAUUAUAAAAACAAUGUUACAGCUGCUGCGUUUCAGAGGUUGAAAGGCCAAAGGUGACUUAUCGGAUGCUGUAAAGUGACUGCUGUCUUCAUGGCGGCCGCUCAUCUGCUUAGACUGCUGAGCUUGAUGACUGUUCUCCAGCAGGUGAACGGGUUCAGCAUUAGAGUACCCAAAACAGUUGUUGCUGUUGAAGGGACCUGUGUUAUGGUGCCAUGUCAGACAGACCCUUACGAACGAGUCAACUGGUACCAGUACCAUAAUCUAAAGUAUCCUAUUGUUUAUGAUGGAUUUUAUACUCAUAACGUGGAACAGAAGUUCAGAGGACGCACCAAAGUAUUGGGCAAUGCUGCAGAGGGAAACUGCACCCUGACGAUUGACAAUGUGAGCACAGCUGACCAUAACCUACGUGUUUAUGUGUGGAUCAAUCCAGACUCUCAGACAACUCAGAAAUUCCAUGAUCAAACUGUAACUAUCAGUGUUGAAAGAAAAGCUCCCAUAAUCUAUAUUCAGAAGCAAAUAGUGGAAGGGGAGAUUUUCCAGGCCAACUGCAGCAUAAUCUACUCUUGCCCUUCCUUACCUCCAUCCCUUCAAUGGAACUUAAACACAUUUCUGGAAAACUACACUUUUGUGGAUUUCCACAUGGAAGUGCAUGGCCAAUGGUUCUACAAAAAGACACUGCGUGGAGUAGCAACCUAUCUGAUGAAUAACAGCAGGAUUAGCUGUUCUGCUAAGUUUAAAACCUUUACCAUGGGAAGUCAACAAAUGACACUCAACAUUUCAUACAAGCCUGUCACUGUUAGAGUGAAAAAGGAAAAGAAAGUUGUGGCGGAAGGUGACAGCAUCAUGAUUGAGUGUGUUGCUAAUAGUAACCCCCCACCACACAAAUACCUUUGGUUUAUAAGACAAUUAGACCAGCACAAGAUAGAAAAUUCAACUCAGAGUAAAAAGCAUUUCAGCAACAUUGUACGAGAUACAUCUCUGUCCUGCAUGGCUCAAAAUGCCCUUGGAGUGCAGCAGUCCAUCUGGGUGGAUCUGGAUGUUCAGUAUCCCCCUGUAAUCCUACCUGAGUCCUCGUGCCACCUUACAGGAGACGUUCUGAGGUGUGUCUGUUUGGUUGAUGCAUCCCCUAAUGCUUCUAUAUACUGGACUAUAAAUGGAAAUUACACCCAUUUGUCCUCAUUCGCCUCCGCUUUGACAAAUAAGAAACAUGUAAUCUUUGAGGAAAUAAAGAUUACAGUUAAAACCCAGACCAAUGUAUCGUGCACAGGCAGAAACCCACAUGGAAGUGACACCAAACAGAUACCUGCAGUCAGUUUGUCAGAAUCAUCCCUUAUGUGGCUCAUGCUGCCAGGAAUGAUUUUCCUCUUUGGAUGUGCUGUCCUCAUUUACAGAAAAUAUCCCGUAAAGAGAAUUCAAACAUUUUUUAGGUUAUUUUUUGGAGGAGGUCAUGUCCAACAACAACAGAUAAACAACAAUUUUCGGCGCUCACAAAAUGAGGACACACAAUUAGACCUACAGAGACCUGACAGAGACCUGGAGAUGGAAAGACUUUCCUGUGUUUAUGACAAUGAUUUCCUGGAAGAAAUGCAAAGAUCAGCAAGAUCUCAACACCACCAAAACAGUGAAACGCUUCUCCAAAGCAAAAAUGAAACAGAGCCACUUGACGAGAAUUUGUAUUGCAACACGAGGGUUUGUCUGAAGUGCUGACCAGAGGAAAUUUGCUGCUGUCUCACACAGUCCAUAAUGGAGUCAACAGUGAGCAGUGAGAUCAUUCUCUCAGUUUACAUCAUUUCAUUCCUGAUCGGCUUCCCCUGUAAUCUCUUGGCUCUCUAUGCGUUUAGUACCAAGAUCCGUUCCAAGCCACUUCCAACA
Oreochromis aureus is the source of this 2357-nucleotide messenger RNA. RefSeq names its product myelin-associated glycoprotein-like. Bases 576 to 2192 code for a protein of 538 amino acids. The record is from RefSeq and is a predicted model, not a curated record. NCBI's taxonomy places the organism in Eukaryota, Metazoa, Chordata, Actinopteri, Cichliformes, Cichlidae. The transcript is spliced from 10 exons.